AUGGCGGCUUCCUUUGUUGCAUACGUACCCGUGACCGCGUAUACUGAUGAAGACCACCCCAUCACCCCGAACCAUGAGCACCCCUACCCCCCCGACUACUUCGGGCACCGCGCCCACUCCAAUAUUAAUAGCGUCCUCUCUAGCGUCCUCUCCAAUACCAAUACCAUCCUCUCCACCAAUCCAACCACCAUCAGUACCCCCACCGGACACCGCACCCACCCCAAUAUUACUACCAUCCUCACCACCACUGCCAUUACCCCUCCCAUCCACCGGACCACCCACCUCCUCCCCACCAGCAAUGUUAGCCCCCACCCCACAGCCCCUCCCCCCACGCCCAUCUUUUCUCCUACCCGUCUCAUCGCCACCCACGUCUUCUCUACCGCCCCUAACGUCUUCGCCACCGACAUGCUCCCCCGCGCAGCCGUCGUCGCAGGAGAAUCUGUCGUCGCUUCCGCCGCCGUUUUCGUCAAGCUCGUCGAGGUCGUCUUCGGCACCUCCACUGUCUCCGCCGCUGGCACUGCUGCGCCCGGCGAAGAGGAAGAGGCGGGUGUCGGUGACGGGGUGUGA
Morchella importuna is the source of this 567-nucleotide messenger RNA. RefSeq lists its product as uncharacterized. Bases 1 to 567 code for a protein of 188 amino acids. The record is from RefSeq and is a predicted model, not a curated record. The transcript has 2 exons. NCBI's taxonomy places the organism in Eukaryota, Fungi, Ascomycota, Pezizomycetes, Pezizales, Morchellaceae.